UUUUAAUGAAAUUAAAUAAAACAGAAUUAUAUAUAAUUCAAGUCGGUUUGGUUUAAUCCUAGAUUGAAAAGGCCGUGAUUCCUAUCAAAUCAGAUUUCAGUAGUGCUCAGUCUUUAUCAAUGGGCUCCUACCCUGGUGACAGGGGGGAUGGAAGAAUGUUUUGGGUUGAAUAUGAAUUUGUUACCCGAUGAAAUUAUUAAGUUCGGUUUUAGGUCUCGAAAUGAGUAAAAGUAGUCUUUGGUUGUGCCUAUAAAUCUGAUGCAAUGGCUCCUCACAUUGGAAAUCAUAAUGACACCCCUUUGUUGCUUAGACCACCCCUUUCAACCAGUGAAAAUAAGGAGUUUGUUUGUGGAUGGGGAGCAGCUACAGUGAAUAUAUUAGUUACAUUCCCAAUAAACAAAAUUAUUUUUAGGCAGAUGCUACAUAAUUUGAACACCCUCGCAGCAGUAGAGCAAGUUGCCAGUGAAGGUAUCUUUCGACUUUACAGAGGUGUUGUUCCACCAUUAUGCCAAAAAUCUGUCUCUGUUUCUAUAAUGUUUGGAAUGUAUGAUAAAUGUCGGCGCCCACUAUUAGAUAGAAAUAUAAAUCCAUUUCUUUCAAAAGUUAUAGCAGCUAAUGUAGCUGGCACUAUAGAGUGCAUUUUGGUACCAUUUGAAAGAGUCCAAACCUUGCUUCAACAUGAAAGAUACCACAAAGAAGUGUUGAGUAUGAAACAUGCAGUGAACUUACUUUGGCAUCGGCACGGUUUUGCAGAAUUCUAUCGUGGACUUGUACCUGUUCUUUGUCGGAAUGGCCCAUCAAAUGCUCUUUUCUUCAUUUUUCGAGACAAGGCAAAUGAAUUAUUUCCAGAACCUACUAAGUUUCCCAGUCGUGUAGUCAAUCAGUUUGCAAUUGGGGCAAUGAUCGGAGCUCUGUGUUCAACUAUAUUUUACCCCUGCAAUGUUUUGAAAGUCCAUAUGCAAAGUCGAAUUGGAGGUCCUUUUCAGUCUGUGAUAUCGUCAAUAAUUGAAAUUUACUUGGAGCGUGGAAGUAUCAAGGCUUUCUUCAGAGGGGUUCACCUCAACUACACUAGAUCUUGCAUCAGUUGGGGCGUAAUCAAUGUUGCUUAUGAAGGAUUGAAAAAGAUCUUAUAAAGACAUUAUUUUUGCUUUUAUUUGAAUACCAUGAAAGCCAAAUUAAUUUAGAUUACUUGUAGAAACAUUAAAAAAAACCUUGAAUUUUAAAUUUCUGGUAGAAAAAGUAAGUAGGCAAAAAUCAUGUAAUAUGAAUCUAUUUCUAGGUAGAGCAAAACAUGCUGGCAUAUUUUUAAAUAGUUACCUGUACAAUUGUUGAAAUUGAUUAUUAUGAAAUUAUUUCAAAAUUGUUUUCAGUUGAAUGCAAUGCACAAUUUUGGUUCAUAGUGAAUUUAUGUUUUUCUUAUUGCUUAAAUAUUUGGCCUAGCACAAAAAUGUGUAUUGUAAUAUUUAUUUCAACAGGGUUAUAGGCAACUAUUUACAAUUUUAAACUAAUAUAUAGUUUUCAUUCUUUUUUGGGAAACUUGUUCCAUAUAUAUUAUGGUUCCUGUAACUUGAGAACAGAUACAAACUCUGUGUAUGCAACUUUUUACUAACUGUAUAUGGGCAUUUGAUUUUUAUUGACUUUCCAAGAUGUAUUUCAUUUCUGUAAAAAAAAAAAUAUUUUAAUUAAUCAAGGGUACAGGGAAAAAACAUAAUGUUAGAAGUUUAAAAUUUAAAGAAAAUCUUGUAUUUGAAACAAUGGUAAGAUUAUUAAAGUGACAUUUUUCCUUUAGUGAGCCACCAAACAUACACCAUGAACUCUGUAUCAAGAUCUUGAUAAAAAUUCUACUCAUAAUCUUUUUCACAAUUUUUCUAAUGAAAGUUUAUGAGCCCUAAAAUUACAAAAUAGCCAUUUGGUGAUUCUGAAUUAACAUUUUCAAAAAAUAAGGGUGGGAAUUUUAAAAUCCUAAGAAUGUUGAACUUUAAAAUAUUUCAUUUUUAAACAAAUAAUAAAUAACCAAGUCAAUUUGCAAUGAAAUAAUUUAUUUUUUAAAAAAUCAGUAUGAUGGAAAGCAAAAAUCUUCUCAAACUCAAAGAUAAAUAUUUUGAUUUAUUCGUUUGUGUGCAUUUUUAAUAUGUGUAUAUUUAGUGGAUCUGUUUCCAUUCCUGAAUUGUAUGAGAGUUCAACCCAGUUCUUGGACUCCAUUGGUCUUAGAAUCAACCUAUUAGAUUAAGACUGUCUUAUUGAAGAUUUUCUUUUUAUUUGAGCAUUAUUUUAAACUAAUCCAGUGUGUCUUGCCUCUAAGAAUAUUGCAAUGGAGAAACCUCUGAACUAAAUAUUUAUUUUUACCUCCAGGCAAUUUACAAAAUAUGGAGCACAUUCUGAAUUAAGUUUUCUAAAACAAAGCAAGAAGGAAAGAGCAAUGCCAAUUAUAUAUAAAGUUGAUCAGCAUGAAAAUAGUAUGUGAUGUAUUAUGAACAAAUAGUCCUUACCUUAGUCAGGGCUUCCAUAUCCCUGAUUUUUGCGUCAAAUAUGAAAGGAAUAUGUAGUCCACAGCAAUGGCUUUAACCGAUUGUUUUUCAAGCUAAAAAGCUAGUAUUAAUUUUUUGGUAGUACAAUAGCUGAGAUUUUGUUUGAAAACUUUAAUUAUGAUUCUAUGGCCUUUUCUCCAGUCCUUAGGAAGGUUAUGUUUGUUUACCUAUUUGGCUCAUAUACAAUGCUGGUCUUCCUUAUACCUUCACUCUGGGCGAAAUCAUGGUAAAAUAUCAAAGAUUAUAUAAAAAAAAAUAAAAGUAGUAGAAGUUUAUCUCCAUCCUGUUGAUCAAUACUUUAUUAGGUUGGGUUUUGGACCCUUUUAACUAGAAUAAAAAAAAUCAGUUAUACUUUAAUCUAAGAAUGCCUACUUUGUGCAGACUAAUCAAAACUACCUAAAAGUACAUCCCUAUGAGUCUCUAAGAUGAAAGUGGAAAUGGAAGAGUUUUUAUCUAUUUUAAAGUUUAUUACAUUUUUUUUUCAUUUCCGGUUUUUACUCUUUUAGAGUAUUUUAUUUCCGGAUUAUACUGGUUUUUAGGUUCUUGGGUAGUUACAGGAUAGGUUAAAAAUUAUUUAUCUUAUAGACCUCAAAGGAAUCUUACGAUAUUUUUCAAAUAACUUUUUGUGAAGUUUUUUUUUUUUAAUUCAGUCACGUAUACUAUAUAAAACAUUCUUCCUUCAUACAAGUGUUCAUCGCCAUGAUUCCAAUAUUCAGAUUUUUUUUGUAGCUCGACUUUUCUUUUCGAUGUCAUUUUAUUGAUUAUGAACUCUUUGACACCCGUAUCCAAUCCGUCUUUAACAUUAAUUUUAAGACGCUCAGUCGUGGCAUCAAAAGUUGAUAUUGAAUCUCCAGUACUCGGGACUAUCGGCAUUCAGCCACCGAGGCUUAGAUUUUGAGGAUGAUUUAUAGAAAAUUCAUAUGAAAGAACUCAUAGUUAUUUGAAACGUGGGUCUGACCUUGCGACAUUGCAUGGCCGCUCCAAGUUUUUGUCAAGUAGGCAUUCUUCUAGUAUUUUCUUCUAUUAUACCCGAGCUGUAUCAACUUCUCCGAACACCUUCACCAGUAUUAAUUUUUUGCACUUUCAAAUUUCAAUGGAACUAAGUAAUACUCUAUUGAAAACAUGUAAAUUUCUCACAGAAUAAAAUAAUGUUGAUUUAUAACUGGGAUAUGAUAGGCGUAGUAUCUUUCUCUUUUCUAAUAUUUCUUUGUAAUUAGAGUAUGUUAACAAAAUGUUUUCUGAUAUAAUUUUAACUUAUGCUGUGUUUUUCUCUUUAUGGUUAACGUAUUGUUUCCACAUUUAAAGAAAAUUGCAGACGCAAAUAGUAAACGAUCAUCAUUUAAUAGUACUCAUUAUGUCCAACAGAGUUCGCUAAAUUGCUCUGAAAAUUGUUGAAUUAUAGGUCAUUUGUUUUUCCACUGUACCCUUAAAAAAAUGUGAAAUAGAAAAUGUAUAAAGAUAUGCGUUUUUAGAAAUUGCAAGAUGUACCUAAUUUUUAGAUUACAAAUUUUAUGUAAAAUAAUUUUCCUAUUUAAAACGGUAAAAUAUUUAUGAAAUUGUUAGUUUUAAUGUAUAUAUUUAUAUAUAAACGGAAUAGAACAAUUUUUUUUUCUUAUAAAUACUGUUGAUUUUAAAAUUAACACAGUAUUAUAAUUGUUAUUUUGAGUUGUUCCAAAAGAGUCUGUUAAUAUAUUAAAUGUUGUAUCUGACUUGUUUUAUUUAUAUUUUUGUUUUUUUCAAUUCAAUAAUCGUAGAUGGAAGACUGGAUUUGAUUUUGAGGACAUAAUUUCUGUGCUGAACCUUGAAAUUAUUAAAUCAAUUCUAGGUUAAUUUUAAUGUUUAUAAAACAAAUAUGAUUUAAGUGGUGAGUAAUGUGUAUUAAGCAAAAAUAAUGUAGUUAUAAUUUCAAUCCUUCAAGGUUUUGUUGUAUAAUCCCCUUAAUGAUGACAAUAUCCAGUUUUUUGUUGGUGCAGCUUUCUCUGACUAAUGUCCUCUUAGCUUUUCCAAUUUCCAUCUUUAUCAUUUUCCUAAACUAUUAAACAGCCUUCCUCUCCUACAAUUUAUGCAUAGACCAGAAAUAAUUAUUACAUAUAUACAAUUUUAAUUUUUAAAUUUAUUGGACAUAUUUCACCAUGAUAUAUUGUGAAUGUCAGAGGUGUUAGUCAAGUAAUGUCUUUUCUUUUAAGUAGGAACAG
Nezara viridula (southern green stink bug) is the source of this 4723-nucleotide messenger RNA. NCBI's taxonomy places the organism in Eukaryota, Metazoa, Arthropoda, Insecta, Hemiptera, Pentatomidae. The record is from the annotation of a GenBank genome assembly.